GGUUGUAAUGAGCGGAGAAGACAACUCCGCUACCCUCCAGGUGGCUGCUGGACAGAAAGUUCAAGUGCUGGAGAUGCAACGGCAUCCAAAAGUUGCAGGCCUCUUCUCCCUUCAGCUGCACAAGCAAAGCCCCAUAAGUCUAGAGAGAAGACUUCCAAACGCUGAGAAGCAAAGUGGACGGGAUGAUAUUGCUCUGGUUCUCCAUACCUCUGGCACCACGAAAAAGCCCAAAAUUGUGCCGUUGACUCAUGAAAACCUCACAGUCGGCGCACUUUGCAUUACAUCAACCUUGAGACGGCAAAGAGAAGACGUGUGCUUGAACCUCAUGCCUUUGUACCAUAUCCACGGCCUCUCCGUCAAUGUGCUGGCAAGUGCCAUGUCUGGGUCAUCUGUCGUUUGCACCCCGGGCUACAAAGGCCCAGAUCAACCUACGCAGUGGUUGGCGUCUGGCGCAGCCAGCUGGUAUUCGGCAGUGCCCACCAUGCACCAAGGGAUCGUGGAGGUCAAGCCCGCAGGUGGAGCCAAGACCUCCACUUCAACGGGUAAAAGCUCGGUGAGUUUGAGUUUGGCUGACCGACCUCCGACCUGCAGAUCCCGUCUCAGGGAGGCGGGCCUUUCAUUUGAUGAGUUCAGCGCAACGGGCGCUGGCAUUGGUCUGAUCCGUAACUGCUCAGCGGCCUUGGUGCCAGUUCUGGCGGACAAGAUGGAGCAACUCUUCCAGUGCGUUGUCAUGCCAACCUAUGCGAUGUCAGAGAGCAUGCCCAUCGCCUCGAACCCGCUGCCACCACAUUUACGUGUUUUGCGCAGUGUCGGACAAGCAGCAGGUCCCCAAAUGGUUCUCAGGCACGACAACAACUCAGAACCCAAAAAAGGCGAGGAAGCAGAGAUUUGUGUGAAGGGC
This is a messenger RNA of Durusdinium trenchii, 901 nucleotides long. The record is from the annotation of a GenBank genome assembly. NCBI's taxonomy places the organism in Eukaryota, Dinophyceae, Suessiales, Symbiodiniaceae.